AUGGCUUAUCGAUGCGUUAGUCAAAAGCAUUUGGCGGCACAUGUGAUGAGACACUCGACAAGCAGUGUGUUUAGAUGUGAUGUCAACGGCUGUCAGAAGACAUAUAAGUCAUCGUCUGGUAUCCCUAUCCACCGGCGGUCACACAGAACUGAACCAACGUUUAAGUGCUGUUUCGACGGCUGUAGCGAAAUGUUUCACAAAUUAAAUGAUAGGAACAAACAUCAAGUGAUGGUUCAUAAUCAGCGGCGGAAGUUAAAGGUGAAACGGAAGCGCCGGUGCCAAUGGCCCGGAUGUGAUUGGAUAGGACACGAGCUGCCCAAACACGAGCGCAUACACACUGGUUUGAAGCCGUACGCCUGUGAUUGGCCCGAUUGUGGCAAACGGUUCCGCUACGGGAGUGGACUCAGAGAACACAUGAAUGUUCACAACAAUAUUAAGCCGUAUGCGUGUCAUUGGCCCGGAUGUGAGUAUAGGGCCGCUAAUAGUGAAGACAAUCAACACUUCCGGACAUUAUCUCAAACAUUGGAUCAAUUGAAUGGUCAGAAGAGUACCACAAAUGACAGUCAUAUCAACACUGGAUCUAAUGUUCGAUUGAAGAGUCCAUCAAAUGAUCAACAAUUGGAUCAAUCAAGUGAUGAAACACAAGACGUUUGUGAAGACAUGUCUGAAGACUCGGAUGACAGCAAUGGUUGCGAUUUGAGCCCAAAUUUCAAAGAAGAUCUAAAAGACAAUUCAGUGGAACCGAUGAAUGCAAUGAAGAGUUUAAUCAAUACUAAACUGCAAUCACUUUUGAAAAAGAGUGUAAUUUCGUCGACAUCUCAGUCAUCACCACAAGAACUGAUCUGCAAAGACAUGAGUGGAAAACAAUUGAUCCCAAGAAGUGGUCGAAAAAUCCUAUGGAUGUAA
This is a messenger RNA of Medioppia subpectinata, 906 nucleotides long. The record is from the annotation of a GenBank genome assembly. Lineage: Eukaryota; Metazoa; Arthropoda; Arachnida; Sarcoptiformes; Oppiidae.